This is a messenger RNA of Erinaceus europaeus (western European hedgehog), 3724 nucleotides long. RefSeq names its product HPS1 biogenesis of lysosomal organelles complex 3 subunit 1 (gene HPS1). Gene Ontology annotation, molecular function: guanyl-nucleotide exchange factor activity. Gene Ontology annotation, cellular component: BLOC-3 complex. Lineage: Eukaryota; Metazoa; Chordata; Mammalia; Eulipotyphla; Erinaceidae. The record is from RefSeq and is a predicted model, not a curated record. Bases 1154 to 3262 code for a protein of 702 amino acids. The transcript has 18 exons. Gene Ontology annotation, biological process: vesicle-mediated transport; melanosome assembly.
UUCUGGGUGUCCCCGGGUUGGCCUGGCUAUAGAGCUGCAAAGAAACUGGGUGUCUUGCUCUGUUGGGGUUGAGAGCCCAAGGGAGUUGCAAAAUGACUCGAGGCCCUCACAGGCGUUUGGAAUUUAAAUAAGCAAACAAAGUAAUAAGUAGAACCUAAUGUCCCUUAAAAAGCAUUACCGUUUAGGAGAGGAAUAUAGCCUGAGGAUAAAUCAUGCUGGUGAUGCAGCAAGUCUUUUAUGCUGCAAAAAGUCUGAACCCCAGAAGACCUUCCUCUUAAUUUUAAAUGAUAUUUGGUUUCCUCUUUAGGCUAAAGUUUUGUAUUGCUCCUGCCAUUUACUAUCAAGAUGUAAGUGAUUCUGGAGCAGGUUUAAUUUUAACUUGUUACUUGAAGACAAUUCCAACCUUCUCCCCCGCCCCCAACCACUACCAUAUAAGCAAGCAGAAAUUGCUAUCUGACCUUCCUGUUUACUCACUCUUUCCCUGGAGGGAGGUGGAGUAGGGGACUGAUUCACCCCUACUGGUUCAGCCUGAGUUUGAGGUUCAAAGGUGUGUUUCAGCAGAGGGGGUCCCAGAACCAGGUCUCUGAGCUUGUAUUAAUAUACUGCCACUCUAUCUUCCCAGAAAACCUCUCCUAACCUCUCCAUGGGGCUGCUCCUAUCACUGGGGUUAUCUCUUUUGUCUCCAUGGUCACACAGCAGGCUCUGGCAGCUGCUCAAGGCAGGCUUGCUACAGCUACCUUACCUCUGGAUGACCCACAGUGAAAGGAGAAGGAAUCAAGAGUAGGUGGGAAUGAAAAUAUUUGACUCCUGCUAUGUGCAAAGGACUGAACUGCCUAAGUUCAUAUUCCCUGUGAAAAAGGGAGGGUGUGUGGGCUACAGGGUUCUCAGAUACCUCCUGGCCACAGGGAGUAUGUUCUGAGCAGACUGCCUAGGGCCAGAGAGAGACCAUUGACCACUCAACCCUUUACCAGCGUGUCCACUCACAGGAAGGAACGGACAACAGUCAAAUGAGAGCCUUUGCCUGUUCUUACUACCUCUCUAUUCUAAGUGUUUUUCAGGAUCCAGGAUGCCACGAUGCUCUUCUUGAGCUGACUACUAAGCCUGUGUAGACACAGCCCUUCCUUCCUGAGCCUCUGCUGUGCUUCUUGCCAAGAUGAAGUGUGUCUUGGUGGCCACAGAAGGUGCGGAAGUCCUCUUCUACUGGACUGAUAAGGAGUUUGAAGAAAAUCUACAGCUCAAGUUUGGGCAGUCAGAAAAUGGAGAACUUCCAGCCAUAGAAGACCAGCUCAGCACACUCCUAGCUCCAGUCAUCAUCUCCUCCACAACCAUGCUGGAGAAGCUCUCAGACACAUACACCUGCUUCUCCACUGAAAAUGGUAGCUACCUAUAUGCCCUCCACCUGUUUGAAGAGUGCCUGUUCAUUGCCAUCAAUGGGGACCACACUGAGAACGAGCGGGACCUGCGCCGGAAGCUGUGUGUGCUCAAGUGCCUUUUCGAGGUGCACUUUGGGUGGGUUACCAUGGAUGGCCAGCUCUUCCGAAAAGAGCUGCGGCCCCCAGACCUGGAGCAGCGCAUGCAGGUGUGGGAGCGUUUUCAGAGCCUGCUAUGCACCUAUGGCCGCCUGCGGGAGCAGGAGCAGUGCUUCGCUGUGGAGGCUGUGGAGCGGCUGAUCCACCCCCAGCUCUGUGAGCUGUGCAUAGAGGCCCUGGAGCGGCAUGUCAUCCAGGCGGUUAAUGCCUGCCCCCAGCGGGCAGGCGAGGAGGCCAUCCAUGCCUUCCUGCUGGUGCACUCCAAGCUACUGGCUUUCUACUCCAGCCACAACGCCAGCACCCUGUGCCCAGCCGACCUCCUCACCCUCAUCCUCCUGGUUCAGGACCUCUGCCUCAGCGGGAGCACCCUAGAGGACACCACCACGCAGGAGACAGACAGCAUCUCCCUCCCUGAGGAGUACUUCACACCAGCUGCUUCUCCUGGCAAGGAGAGUUCAGCCCACACUCAGGUGCCCUGUGAGCUGCUGGUGGGAAAAGAACCAUCUCCUUUCAGACACAUGUUCCUCUCACUCACGUCCUUUCAAUGCCCUGGGCCUGCAGGUAGCGCCUUCUGGCUGGAAGGAGGCACCCCGCCCAGCGACACUUCCUUUGUUCAGGUCGCUGAGGACACCCUGCAGACGCUACUCCCUUGCUCCCCAGCACCUUCCAGCCCCAGAAGGAUCUUCCUGGGUGGCAGCGUGAAGGACAGCUACUACCCCCUGAUGCCCCACACCAUGUACUGCCUGCCCCUGUGGCCUGGCAUCAACAUGGUGCUGCUGACCAAGAGCCCCAGUUCGCCUUUGGCCCUGGUCCUGUACCAGCUGCUGGAUGGGUUCUCCCGGCUGGAGAAGAAGCUCAAGGAGGGGCUGGAGGUGGGCAGCAGCCUGCGGUCCCACCCCCUCAUGGGGAACCUGCGCCAGAGGAUGGACAAGUUUGUGAAGAGCCAAGGCAAGCAGGAGAUCCAGAGAAGCUGGCUGGAGUUCAAGAACAAGGUCUUCUCCAGGAAUGAGCCAAGAUCAUCCUCAGAGUUGCUGCAGGCGUGCAGGAAGGUGAAGCAGCAUCUCUGUGCCAUCUACCAGCUGAACUUCCUGAGCUCAGAUCCAGGCCGCGGUGGCCCCCAGCUGCCUCUCCACCUGCAGGACCAGGUCCAGAUGCUCAUGCAAAAAAAACUGAUGUACUGGAAGGACUUUCUGCUGGUGAAGAGCAGGAGGAAUGUCACCAUGGUGUCCUACCUAGAGGACUUCCCAGGGCUGGUGCACUUCAUCUACGUGAACCGCACGACUGGCCAGAUGGUGGCCCCCUCCCUCAGCAGCAGCGAGAGUGCUUCCUCAGAGCUGGGCAAAGGGCCCCUGGCCGCCUUCGUCAAGACCAAGGUCUGGUCGCUGGUCCAGCUGGCACGCAGAUACCUGCAGAAGGGCUACACCACGCUGCUGUUCCGGGAAGGAGACUUCUACUGCUCCUACUUCCUGUGGUUCGAGAAUGAGAUGGGCCACAAACUCAAGAUCAUCGAGGUGCCUGUCCUGUCUGACGACUCGGCUCCUGUUGGCAUCCUGGGGGGAGACUACUACAGGGAACUCCUGUACUACUGCAGCACAGGCCACUCCACAGAGAUCGUCACGUGCCACGAGCUGCUGACCCUUCACCUGUCGGUCGUCCCCACAGAUGUGCUGGUGCAGCAGGCUGGGGAGCUGGCCCAGCGCCUGCAGGAGAACUCCCACAUCCCCAUGAUCUAGGUCACCUCUCCCCCUCUCCCAGCCCUGCGGUCUGCCUCUGCACCCAGUUCUCCAGACCCAUGCUGGUUCACAGACAUCCCCAGAGCAAGAGCCUCUUGCCUUCCAAAGAACCAACUCCGGGUGACUCAGUCCUCCGGACUUCUUAAUGCCACCGAGAGCAGCCUCCACGCCAGGCAACGAACAGCCCAGCCCACUGGAGCUGGGGGUUUUGCUGCUCUUAUGUAACUGUGGCUGUGAGGCCAGAAUGGUGGCAGCCCCUUUCAGAGCUGUCUCUUCAUUUGUCCCCGAGAUGCAGGGACGAGUUCCCUGGGGCUUGUUCUCAGAGUAAAGAUAGGGCCCUGUCAUGAGUGGAAGGUGCACCAUUGGCUGGGUUUGCCCCCUGGCUCUGGGUAGGCUCCCUGAGCUCCAGACUUGCCUCCCUCCCAGAGACUCCCUGCCUCUCAGAGUGAACAUGGGGGCUCU